AUGAAGCUCUCCCUGCUCGGGCUGCCCAGUUUCCUGUCAAUUGCGGCCGCGACUGGCCCAAUUCCUGUUAGUAGGAGCGGCCUUGCCGGCAUCGACGGAUUCACCUUUUACAAUCCGUAUUGCGGCCAUGGCUGCUUCCGAUCCUUCUCCCCGUUCACGUUGGCGUGUUCCUCCGUCAUAAGUGCCGGAGGUCACACAGCCGCCGCCUCGUCCGCACACGUCUUGGCUCUGUGUCGCGCAUCCGAUUUCCCUUACUUAAGCUCCAUCGCUUGGUGCAUGCACCUGUAUUGCCCGGACGACGUUCACGCUUCGACGAUCGAGCACUUCUGGGAGACGAUGAUCACAGGAGACGCCAGCAUCCUCCCGAAAUGGAGCUACGGCGAGGUGAUGGCAAACAUCACGGAUCCACCAACCAUGGUGGCAACGGCGAUGGAUAUGGAUAUGGACAUGGUCCUGAACAUGACCAUGCUCACAACCCACGGCAACUGGCAAGCCACACAGGAUACUUUGGUGUUCUUUUUCCGCGAGACCGUCCUGGAAUCGUACUAUGGACUUUCAAUCCUCCUGACCGCCUUCGGUCUGCCGAUUAUGCUGACAUGGCUGGGAUACAUCCCCUUCAUGACCGCCUUACUGCAACGAAUCAAGCCUUGGCUCUAUCCAAGCAUCAUCGGGACCUAUCAUGACCGGCCCCUUCCUUUCCUUUUAGGCAACGCACCUACUGUCGGCCAAAGCUUCUACAUCGCAGUUGUCUUCAUCCUGAACAUCAUCUUUCUUGCGGUCGGCUACAAGACGCUGUAUCCCGACCAUGUGAUGCAAUGGUACACAAACCGUUAUCAGGAGCUCAUGGCCUACUUCAUGUGGCGUACCGGCGUUCUGGCAUUUUGCAACAUGCCAAUCCUGUUUCUCUUCUCGAGCAGGAACAAUAUCCUGUUGUGGCUAACCAACUGGUCACAUUCGACUUACAUGUUGCUUCAUCGAUGGGUCGCCCGGAUUUUCCUGUUGCAAACCCUCCUGCACUCCAUCAUCGCACUGGUUCUCUACAAGAGCACCGGUUCAUACGACACGUCGCUGAAGACAGGAUGGUGGACCUGGGGCUCCGUUGCCACGGUUGCGGCUGUCAUUCUCGUGCUCACCAGCGUGUUCGUCCUGCGCCAGCGGGUUUACGAGCUGUUCCUGAUCACCCAUAUUGUCAUGGCUGUCAUCUGCGUGGUCGGCUGCUGGUAUCACGUCUGGAUCGGGUACGAGAACACGUUUGGCUAUGAGACUUGGCUGUAUGCUACGAUUGCCGUCUGGUUCUUCGACCGGCUGGCUCGCGUGGGGCGUAUCUUGAAAACUGGCAUCCGGCGCGCAAAGGUGACCGAUAUCAGCUCCACAAUUACCCGCAUCGACAUUCCAGGAAUCCUCUGGGCAGCGCCAGGCCGUUGUGUUUACUUGUACCUCCCGACGCUCAGCCCUCUUCGGCCGUGGGAGAACCACCCAUUCUCCAUGAUUCCGACAGCCAUGCUCAACAAGCGCAUCUACAGCGACCCUUCCGGGUCGGAACUCGGCAAUUUGGAAAAGAACCAGGCCGUAGCGAUGGGCUCGGAAUCUCCUGUCGAUGGCAAGACCUAUACCAGCUCGGGGCUGACACUAUUCAUUCGAAAGAGAGUAGGUAUGACGGGAUUCUUAAAAGCAGAGGAAGGCCUACUCACGCUGCUUGACGGGCCGUAUCCAACAAACCCCACCAAGGAGGUCCUGCAGAGCGACCGGCUACUGUUGAUAGGAGGCGGCAUAGGCAUCACCGGGCUUCUACCCUUCCUAUGGCGCCAUCCAAACCUCAAGCUGUUAUAUGGCGUCAAGGCAGCCGAUCAAGGCCUUCUGGACUCUUUGAGCACCGUACUCGAUGAAGUUCGUCAGAAGCACAUCAUUAUUGGCCAGAGACUGGACAUUGAUGGCUUGCUACGAGAUGAGGCUAGCCUUGGCUGGUCCAAGAUCGCCGUUGUAGUUUGCGGGCCGGCUGGAAUGUGUGACGAUGUUAGGGCGAUUGUGGCCAAACUUGGUAGGGAACGCGCCAGUAAGUGUUCUUUUGAGCUGGAGGUAGAUGCGUUCUCUUGGUGAAUCGCGAGCAUGGAGCUUGAAAUUUCGACGAGGCCGUUUCUUCCACUCUCCCUAGGUACAAUUUGGAACUUCGUGGAAAACCAUACUGGACUAUCAAUUUUAUAAUAAUUGUCAUGCAAUUCAUCCUUUUUAUACCAUGGCUGCAAAUAGUCGUCCAGUGCAGCCCCCCUGUCGUUACAGUGGCGGAGGUUCAGCAGCGGGAUCCUUGACCGACGUAGGUGU
Molecule: messenger RNA, 2319 nt
Organism: Trematosphaeria pertusa
Lineage: Eukaryota; Fungi; Ascomycota; Dothideomycetes; Pleosporales; Trematosphaeriaceae
Product: ferric-chelate reductase
Exons: 2
Coding region: 1-2097 (698 amino acids)
Biological process (GO): copper ion import; intracellular iron ion homeostasis; iron ion transport
Cellular component (GO): plasma membrane
Molecular function (GO): ferric-chelate reductase activity
Source: RefSeq, a predicted model, not a curated record